Messenger RNA from Paramormyrops kingsleyae, 1332 nucleotides. Its product is annotated as probable alpha-ketoglutarate-dependent hypophosphite dioxygenase. NCBI's taxonomy places the organism in Eukaryota, Metazoa, Chordata, Actinopteri, Osteoglossiformes, Mormyridae. The record is from RefSeq and is a predicted model, not a curated record.
CUCCGGCUCAGCAGAGGCAACAUUGCAACCAGACAUCUCAGCAUUCUGCAUACCAGCUAGCAUCUUGACGUACUUUAACACAGAUCUUUGGUUGGUGGAAACUGGGAAUCAGGCAGCGGGAGGAAGUAGAGCCCGGACCACAGAUGACGGCAUCAGCGGCCGACAUGCAGGCUUUGUACAAGCAGCAGGGCUACCUGACAGCGGUGCCAAUGCUGAGUGACAGGGAGCUACAGGCAGCCAGGGCGGCCUUCGCUGAGCUCGAGAGGGAGUUCGGUCAGGAAUAUACCCAGUACAGCUUACACAAUGUCCACCAGCAAUACGACUGGGUGAUGGCACUGGUCAAGCACCCCAGAGUCCUGGAGGUCGUGAAAACCAUCUUGGGGCCGGACAUCUUGCUUCUUGAUUCCCGUUUCAUAUGUAAAUACCCCACUGGGCGCAACAGCACCUCCAGUGGACAGGGAGCGAAUGACACCACAAGUGAUAUCAAUGGUGGCAGCAUCAGUAAAGAUAUGCCUGGCUUGCCCUAUGUAGCCUGGCAUCAGGAUAUGAGGUACUGGGGUUUGGAUGGAGGCCCAGUUCUGUCUGUGUGGCUGGCACUUGACAAUUCCCUUGAAAACAAUGGAGCCCUGCAGGUCAUCCCAGGCAGCCACUACUCCGGCCUCCUCCCACACCGAACAUCAGCUCACCCUGGAAACAUGCUCAGUGUCAACCAAGAGAUUCCAGAGGAGCUGGUAGAAACUGACAAGGCCAUUAUUUGCCCCCUGCAGGCUGGGCAGAUGUCUUUGCAUGACGGAUUGCUGGUUCAUGGAAGUGACCCCAACACUUCGGCAUGCAGGCGCUGCGGUUUCGUGAUCCGUUACGUGCCAACAUGUGCAUAUCCCGUCCAGGACCCGGAUCGCCCCAGGCAUUUCAACGCAACAGUCUUGGUGAGCGGAGAAGACAAGUUCAAGCAUUUUUCCAACACUGUGGCACCUUCUGUUUGACAGCAUUAGGCAGCUGUUGGAAAGGUUCCUUUCUUUUGGCUGUGAUAUCACAGUCGUAGAUAGCGAUAGAUUUUUAACACUAUUUCAAUGUGACCAUACUGUCGCACAGCAAGAAGAGGUACUCCUGCAAAAUUGUUGGCACUUUUUUAGCAGUACUCUGCCAGCCUAUAUUUCUGUUAGUACCUCAUAAUUUAUAAUCGCACCAAAUUACUUGCAUGUUUCUUAACUGCUGUGAUAGUUAUAAUUAGAAGAUGAUCAGUUGAGCAUUAUAUUUUUAUAAUCGCAUCCAUUCUGUGACCUGUGCCCAUCCCAGAGUUAGUCUUCUAGUUUUGACUCCUUGUGGUUCUGC